Molecule: messenger RNA, 2216 nt
Organism: Monosiga brevicollis MX1
Lineage: Eukaryota; Choanoflagellata; Craspedida; Salpingoecidae
Exons: 1
Coding region: 1-1827 (608 amino acids)
Source: RefSeq, a predicted model, not a curated record
AUGUUGAAGGAAAAAACCAUUGACGAUGACGUGCGCUACCUUGGCUUUGUGCAUGCCGACACCAACGACGUUGACAUUCUUCCAGGCGAUGAACACAUUCUGGGCGCCCACAUUAUGCUGCGCACCCCCUCCCAGAUCCCCUCUCCACAGAGCUCUGCUGCUGCCUCUCGUUCCACUUCACGCCCUUCCUCCCGCAGCGGCUCGCGACACACGAGCCCCAGCCGCUCCAGCUCUGCCUCCUCCCGCCGCACGUCUCCGGAACGCAACGCGCCCGCCACCACGUGGGGCUGGGAUAGGCCCGUCCAACUCAAGGCCACCGCCACCGCCCUCGUCCUCCACGAGGCCAGCGAUGUCCUCUUGGCUUUUGAACUAGCCGAGGUUGUCCUCGUUCGAAACGUGGACAACAACCUCUACCUCAUUCUCGCCCGCAGCUCCGUCUUUCCAGGCCAAUAUGCCUGCCACGGCCUCAAACUGCGCGAUCGCAAAACCGCCCGCCACGUGGCCCGCAUGAUCAAAAAGUUUCGCGUCAAAGCCCGGCCACGCGCCUCCAUAUUUCAACGCCUUCGCCGUUCCUCCCGCCGUGUGCAGGAAGCUGCCGCGCUUCGUCGCCGUCGCCAAUCUAAGAACCGCUUUAGUCAAUAUCAUGAGGAGGAAGCCGAGAGUCCCUAUGACCUGCGUACCCUUGCCGCCCUGGCUGAAUCUGACCCCACCGCCGCCGUCACCGCCCCCCUGGCCCCUCUGGCCCCCCUGGCGGGUCCGGCUACCACCACCCAAAAACGCGUCUGGGAUGGUCCAGCCCUCGAGGCCAACGACCUUCCCCCUCUUCCACCACCCCCAGGCCCUCGUCGUCGCCCCAUCAAGCCCGCCGACCCUGCUGACCCCUCACUCGCUGACUCUGAUGACAGUGACAGCAGUAAUGUUGAAGGUCAGCAGGGAUCGCCCGUGGGCCUUUCCCUCAUGCGAGCACGCCAAAUGGACUUGAGUCGUAGCUUUGAUGACCUCUCCCUCGCUGUGAGCAUGAAACGACCCGGGGGUUCCGUCACCCGCCCCGUUCGCUUUGGUGCGGACGCAGGGGUGAGCAAGUAUCGAAACAUGGAGGUGUCUUUUGCCAACCUUCUGGCUUCGGAGACCCCGCUGUCCACGGCCGAGCCAUCCCCGGCCAUCUCCGCCGUCGUCAGCGAUGACGAGGAGGACGAGGAGGACGAGGAUGGAUUUGGUGGCCGCGGCAAGGUGCCCUACGCGGGCGCUCGCGGUGCCUUUGGGAUGGCCGAUCCCUAUGCCGCUGCUGGCUAUGGUUUUGUCAACGAGAGCGAUGGUUUGGACCUCAUGGGGCCGAGCACGCCCACCAAUGCCACCGCGCCUUUUACCCUUCGAGACCGCUCAGAGACCAUUGUGAGCCCCGGUGAGCCACCUCGUCGGUCCAGUUCAGGCAGUCAGCUUGCGCGCAGCAGCUCGGUCAAUUCGGGUCAUGCCGCCGACCUGGCCCGAGAGCGGUUGCACACCCCGGUAGAUCGCAAACGCGGCUCCUUCUUCCUGGACCCGUUCACGGAAGACGCCGGAUUGGCCGCCAUGCGCAGCGCCCGCCCCGGCACCUAUGCGCUCCGCCCUUCGGACAGCGGUGAGACGGAUGAGUGGCUUCUGCUCAUCAUUCCGCCCGAGGAUGACCUCGUGGAGGUGGAGGUGCAAGAAUUGGCCGACGGUCGCUUUGAGCUGGUUUCCACAGGCGUUCGUUGUGACACCAUUGCCCAACUAGUCAAUUAUUACUGGCGCAGCCAUUUCCAGAACAAUAUCAUACCCUGCUCCCCUCUGGCGGGCGUGACAGCCUAAGCCGACUCUAUACAAUGGGGCGUUGCAUUAUUAGCUUUGACCUUUGUGUUGGUCCUCGAGGACCCCUUGCAUGCGGUUCAGUGAGUGUUUGCUGCUUGGCUGCUUCUUGGCCAAUCGUGCUGCGCACGUUCUGGUGCUCUCAAACGAGAGUGGCAGCAAAACAAGAGUCAGCAGACCGGUGUACAUCUUUUUGUGAUUUGUGUAGAAAAAUGUAUCGGUUGAGCAUCGACAAGUCGGCGCUGGAGUUGAGUGCCUUUCUUCUGAAUAAUUAUACAUCGUUCCAGCUUUUGUGCGAAUGUGUUGUGGGCACACGUAACAUGUGCGAAUGUGUUGUGUGCCCACCUGUUUUCGCCCAUUUUGUCUUGAGAGCCCAAAUUGUAUUCGAGAAC